This is a messenger RNA of Fopius arisanus, 925 nucleotides long. RefSeq lists its product as uncharacterized. The coding region runs from base 137 to 877 and encodes 246 amino acids. The record is from RefSeq and is a predicted model, not a curated record. The transcript is spliced from 3 exons. Lineage: Eukaryota; Metazoa; Arthropoda; Insecta; Hymenoptera; Braconidae.
GCAAAUUUGUUGAAGAAAAAUCCGGGUUCAAAAUGUCCAAAAAAAGCCAUCCAUUCACCUCGACUGAAGAAAUCACGAUUUUGAACCUGGAGACACAGCUGUCGUACUAUGUGGAUAUGUAGAUAAAAUUGAUGGCAUGAAAGUAGUGAGCAACGGAAAAAAAACACUAAUGAAGUUCAUUAUAAAUAAAGGAAAUGGGGCAAGGAUUCGCGUGCUGAUGUGGGACAAUGUCGCCAAAACCAAUUCACCGAAGAUUUGUCAUCAUCAGAAAAUGUACAUCACCAUGGGCAGCAUUAGUCAGGCCAAUGCAUUCUAUCAAACAAACGAGGAUGUUGUUCCUGUAGAAUUUAAUGUACAGCCUGCCAGCAUUAUCGAAUUUCUGGGAAUACUUGAAGGAGCUGGAAUUGUCAUUCCCGAAAACUAUCCAGAAGUGGGAAUGGAAACUCUACUUUGUCGCCAAGAAGCACCAGUAUCAGUCAUUGGUUUCAUAAGGAGUCCAUUCGUUGAAGUGGUGCAUUUCUCAUCUUCUCACGGAGGAGGAUGCAUUGUUAAUGGAAAACAUAGAUUGGCAAUUCAAAUUGCCAUUUUCAAGCCGGAAAAGGAAUUAAAGAUGGGUACGUGCGUCAAGGUCAUGGGGAGACUGAAGUGUCGAAUUAUCAAGAGCAAUAAGGGCUUUCCGGAGUACUUCUUCGAAGUCCCAAACAUGGAUCAUAUCAUUGUCAUCGAGGGCAAAAUUGCCACGGAGGAAGAGAUGUCAUCGGCAGUCAUUUCAGCAACCUCUAAGCGGUACUCCACGGGAGAGUUACCAGACCCAAAACGUCGCCUCGAUUCUCAGGAGACAAAUUAUGAUCAGGAAGAUUCUGCGAUGGGUAACUGAAGAUUUUUACAAAUCUUCUAUUAGUGAAGGGCAUAGAAAUAAAGAAUG